This is a messenger RNA of Rhineura floridana, 2960 nucleotides long. RefSeq lists its product as uncharacterized. The coding region runs from base 381 to 1301 and encodes 306 amino acids. Gene Ontology annotation, cellular component: external side of plasma membrane. Gene Ontology annotation, biological process: cellular response to lipopolysaccharide; negative regulation of T cell proliferation; cell surface receptor signaling pathway. Lineage: Eukaryota; Metazoa; Chordata; Lepidosauria; Squamata; Rhineuridae. The record is from RefSeq and is a predicted model, not a curated record. The transcript is spliced from 7 exons.
UUGCCUUGAGCUCCUAACAACUUACAGUACAGAGAUUCUCUGCAACGCUGCCUGAUAAGGGAAGCCAAACAAUAUUAUGGUCAAUGACCAGGAUAGAGAUGAUAAAGAAAGCUACAUUAUACAUUAAACAUAUUAAGAAAAGCGAAAGCAACUCAGCUGCUUAGGCACACAAGUUUUUCUUUCGUUUUAAAUGCUUGGGAACAGGAUUUAGAAGCGCAGACUUCGUUGCUUUGGAUGCAACUGCAAAAAUGCAGUUCCCUUGCGGUCAAGAGCCUCUGCUGUCAGGUAAACCGUGAUGUCUUUCUCAGGUGUGUGAUUUGGUUUCUAAAGCCUCUUCCAGCAAAGGUUGUGGCCUGGAGCAACAUUUCAACAUUGUCCAGAUGGCAUCCCUCCAGAUCUUACCUCUGUGCUUCCUACUAGUGGCCACUUCAAGUGAUGUUCUGGGCACUGGGUUUGCUGAUUUCAAGUGUGUAGAAGUUAUUGCAGAACCUGGGAAACCCAUUAACAUUACAUGUACAAACAACCAAUAUAUUAAAGAAGUAACAGUGACAUUCUGUGAUAGUCUUACAAAUUGUUCAAAUGAAAGUGACAUCAACACAGUGGUGGGAAAGUAUACUACUGACAAUGGAAGAUUUUCACUGGAGAAAAUGAAUCUAUCUGUUAUCCUGAAUGUCGGCAAAGUACAAAUAUCUGACCAAAGAUAUUAUAAAUUUGUUCUUUGGUCUUGCAACGGUGAUGAUGAAAAAUUUGUGCUUUUAAAGGUUGAUGCACCGUAUACUGAACCUCAAGUCAAAGAGCAGAAGGGCACCAUUGUAUGCCAAGUGUCUAAAGGGUAUCCAGAAGGGCAGCUCUAUUGGUUUGAUAGCAAUGGAACCAAUUUGACGCAUAAGUCAAAAUUUGUGUCUGAGAAGGAUGAAGAUGGCUUAUUCUCUCUCAGCAGUACUCUUCAGCUGGAAUUUCCUGAUAGUGAACUGACAUACUGUUGUACCCUCAACAACACAAUAGGUUGUGAUGCACUCCAAGGUUCUCGUUUUGUGUCAUUUGAAAACAAUGUACUUCGCAUGAAAUUAGAAGACAAAAGAGAGAUUCCACACAUUCUGAUUCCAGUUGUCAUUGUGGUGGCCAUUGGCCUUGUAAUUUUAUACUGCAGAAGAAAGAAAGAUAAAAAAUUCUACAGAAACCUCAGUGUGACAAAGUCAAAGCUUCCUCUUGAUUCAAUUUCAGCAAAUGCAGUGCUUGGAUUAGAGAAGACAUGUGACACUGCGCAACACUGCAAUUCAGGAAACAGUGAAGACAAAUAAGCACAAAAUACCUCGCGGUCGUAUUUUGACCAUUCACUUGGACUUGAGACUCUUAAAGGGGCUUGCCAUGGUUUUUACCAGAACAUCUUAUAGAGAUAAAGGGAUUCCCUUAGAAGAUGGUCUAAAAUCAACACGAACAGUACAGAAGCAGCUACAAAUCACUCAUUUUUUUGCCUCAAUGCAGAAGGGCAAAGAUAAUGCACAGGAUAAUUUCAACUCUUCCUGGGCCGAUAAUACAGAUGUUGAUAUUACCCAGGGUCCAAUUGCGGCUUUACAACUUUCGGAUUCAAAUCCCUCCAAUUUGGACUGGUCCCUUGACACAAAGGGGAUCUUACCAAGGGUCUGCUUAUCCUCUUCCUCCGCCAAUCUUGCAGUUGAAUUGAAGAUGGCGGAGAAGUUCCUCCCGUCUAUUUUAUCCAAUUCAUCGGCUAGCUCUAAAGUGGGAGCAUACACACAGGGGGACCCUCCUCCAAUAGACUCAUCGCCCCUUCUAUGUUCUCUGAAUGCAGAUUGCAGAGAUGUACCACUUACCUUAGAUCCAUGUCAAAGUGUAUAUAGUUCUUUGUAUCCAAGACUGGCAGUAAUAGAGAUGGAACUUGUUUGUAUUAAGAACUUUCUAACUGAGACAAACAAACUUCUGACAACUCUUGUGGAUGAAUAUAAGCACCUCCACCAUCUCCACCAGUCCGAAUCUUUCCCACUAAAGGGUGGAACCAAGCUGGUUCACAUUCUAACUGGGGGGGGCAGCCCGGGGUUACCUCAGAAUCCUCCUCGAUGUGUUAAAAAUACUAAGAAACGGAAACGUAAACGUCAUCUUAGAGUGAAGCAACUUCAUCAUUAGAAAAAGUAAAAAAACAUCCAGAAUUUAAAAUCGGCACAGAGGAGGACAAAGAACAUGAACUUUUCGGGGCUAUUUAAGCUAUUGGAUACUUUGACAGAGAAUAAGUCAAAGCGUCAUAACAUCACUUCUAAUCAAGGUACAAGCCUGACGACACUGCUGUUGCAUCCGGACCCUGUUCUACAGCCUGUGGCCUCGUCUAUACCAUACUUAAGCGAUCCUCCGGCUCUUGAAACUCCGGACUUAGACAAUUCUGUAUGCCGAGAGACCCAGAUGUCUUCAGUGCCUGCGCCAGUGAUGGCGUCGAGGAAAUGUGCUAAGCAUUGGAAACUUCAACUUAUUCAGGAUACAAUAGCAAUAAUAUUUUUAUAUGAUUUAGGUGUGUGUGAUAGAUACACUUUUGGGAAACCCCAGAUUAUAAACGUCAUCCAACCCUUUUUGCCAGAGAGGCUGAAGCCCUCUGAUAUAGUUAAAAUCAAAAUACUUUAUAGUGCCCCGGUAAACUCUAAGAUUCUGUUGACUUUUGGUAAUGUGAAUAUAGUGAAACAUAUCCUCGCAAAUAGACAUCUAUUAUUUUGUCAUGGGAUUGGCGUACAAAGAUUUUUUAGGGAUUUAUCCGAUCCAUUGCCCAUUUGCUGUAGGACUGGACAAACAAAAAAAACCUUAAUUCGGAAAUGUUACAACUUUUCCCUUAGAGACCCUUUUUGUGGUCCAUCUGAGAAAGAAAACGUUUUAACUAUUCUCUCCUCAAAUUCAACUCCGUCCUUUUCAGAGCUUGGAAAAGUUACUUUUUUGAACUACAACUCCCAUCAGCCCCAGCU